This is a messenger RNA of Eimeria mitis, 3228 nucleotides long. Its product is annotated as E3 ubiquitin-protein ligase, putative. Bases 1 to 3228 code for a protein of 1075 amino acids. Lineage: Eukaryota; Apicomplexa; Conoidasida; Eucoccidiorida; Eimeriidae. The transcript has 10 exons. The record is from RefSeq and is a predicted model, not a curated record.
AUGGGUUCAGCCUCCUCUGCUCUGCGUAUGAAGCCCAGCAACGGGGACGCGCAGCAGCAGCCGCGGCGGAGAAUAUCGAGGCGAAGGCGACGACGCCAGCAGCGACAGCAGCAACAGCAGCAGCAGCAGCAGCAACAGCAGCAGCAGCAGCAGCAACAGCAGCAACAGCAGCAGCCGCAGCAACCGCAACAACCGCAGCAACCGCAGCAACAGCAGCAGCCGCAGCAACGGCAGCAGCCGCAGCAACAGCAGCACCAGCAGCAGCCGCAGCAACCGCAGCAACAGCAGCAAUAUCAGCAACCUCAGCAACCUCAGCAACCGCAGCAACAGCAGCAAGCGCAGCGACAACAGCAACAGCAGCAGCUGCAGCGACAACAACGACAGCAGCAACAGCAGCAACCGCAGCAACAGCAGCAACAGCAGCAACAGCAACGACAGCAGCGACAGCAGCAACAGCAGCGACAGCGGCAACAGCAGCAGCUGCAGAGACAGCAGCGACAGCAGCAACAACAGCAACAGCAGGAGCUGCAGCGACUGCAGCGACAGCAGCAACAGCAGCAGCAACAGCAACAGCAGGAGCUGCAGCGACUGCAGCGACAGCAGCAACAGCAACAACGGCAGCAACAGCAGCAACAGCAGCGUCAGCAGCAACAGCAACAACGGCAGCGACAGCAGCAACAGCAACAACAGCAGCGACAGCAGCAACAGCAGCGACAGCAGCAACAGCAACAGCAACAGCAGCAGCAGCAGCAGCAGCAGCAAGUGCUGCCAGCUCCAGCAGCAGCAGCAGCAGCAGCAGCAGAUCCUCCUCCUCCUCCUCCUGCUCCUGCUACUGCUGCUGCUGGUGCUGGUGCUGCUGCUGAUGCUGCUGCUGCUGAUGCUGCAGCAGCAGCAGCAGCAGCAGCAGCAACACACGCACCGCGAGCACGGGCCACUGCUGGCGUUGUCCCCGCGCUGAUAUCUGAAGGCCUCUUAGCUGCUGAUGAACCCCUAGAGGAGCUGCAGCAGCACUUUCUGCUGCUAGACUUCGAUACAGAAAAAGCUGCAACGUCAGCUCGAGUUGCUCACCGUCUCCUCAACGUCUACGCCCGCAGCACCCGCAACAACAGCAGCAGCAGCAGCAGCCGCCGCAGCAGCAGCAGCAGCAGCAGCAGCAGCAGCAGCAGCAGCAGCAGCAGUGACCCCGAGAUAGUGGAAAUGUUAGCAGCUGGGGAGGUGGCUUGCUCUCGCCUGGGCUCUGCGCGGCGGCAGCAGCGGCGGCUGCAGCAGCUGCUGCAUGCAGACACAGAAACCCUCAGAGUUUUGCUGCGGUCUAGGAGAGACUGGGAGUCGCUUGGUGGCGACUGGGAUCCGAUAGAUAUCUUGCUGCAGACGAUGUAUGGCCUUUGCUGCCGUCUGCUGCAGCGCGCUGCUAUGCUGCACCUGCCGCAGCAGCUGGCAUUCAUUCCCGUCCUUCUUCAAGGACCCCUGCUGGAGGAGUCAGCGGAUUACGCUGAGCUGGCGAAGAUCUGUCACAUCGUCGCGGAUAUGCCCUACCACGCAAAAUGCAUACUUGCUAGAUGGUACAUCGAUGCCCCCGCGAGGCACAUGGCGCAGCACAUCACUCUGGUGCAGCAACUCAUCACAGUUCGCCUUGUUUCUUCUGGGCGCAUGGAUGCCUGGCACUACCACCAGGCCCCGCAGCACCCCACCGAGACGGCGCUGCGAGUAGCGCUGCUGCUGCUGCAUUUGUUUUAUACAGCAAACGUACACCGGCAGCAUAGAAGGCUCAGCAGGCGGCUAUCGCUGCAGCAGCUAGACACACAUCUAUCCGCAAGAUACUGUCCCUUCUCAGCAGCAGCAGAAGCAGCAGCAGAAGCAGCAGCAGCACAAGCAGCAGCAGCACAAGCAGCAGCAGUAGCAGCAGCAGAAGCAGCAGCAGAAGCAGCAGGAGAAGCAGCAGCACAAGCAGCAGCAGAGAUGUUGCUGGCAGAGGAUAGUAUGGAUGAAAUACUGGAACCUGAACAGCAGCUGCAACAGCAGCAACAACAGCAGCAGCAGCAGCACCACCACCACCACCACCAACAGCAGCAGCAGCAGCAGCAGCAGCAGCAGCAACAGCAGCAGCAGCAGCAGCAGCAGCAGGAGGAAUUUAGUGAGCAGCAGCAGCAACAGCAGCAGCAGCAACAGCAGCAGCAGCAGCAGCAGCAGCAGCAGCAGCAGGAGGAGGAAUUUAGUGAUCUAGAUGAUGUAGGGUUUGAGCUGUUUCACAACGAUGUUAUAAACUCAAACCACCAGCUGCUGCAGCACGAGUUUAUGUUGUGGCUGCGGCUGCGGAGAGGAGCAGCAGCAGCAGCUGUCAGCAGCUUGCUGCUGCAGCAGAUCACCGACGAUGGGGCAGCAGAUGAUCCUGAUGCUGCUGCUGCUCCUGCUGUAGCAGCAGCAAGAGAAGCUGGUGCUGCAGCUGCAGCAGCAACAGAAGCAAGAGCAGCAGCAGAAAUAGCAGCCAUAACAGCAACGCAGAGAACAUACAGCGGGGAUUACCCUCAACAAACACAAAUUGCAGAUGUUCUGCUGCCAGCAGCAGCAGCAGCAGCAGCAGCAGCAGUAGCAGCAACAGCAGCAGCAACAGCAGCAGCAGAUGAACCGAUGCCUGUGCACUAUAUUUUCUCAAACGACGACGCGCAGCUGGAAGCAGACCCAGAAAACCCAGCAGCAGCAGCAGCAACAGAAGCAGCAGCAGCAGCAGCAGCAAUGGGAGCAGCAGCAGCAACAGCAGCAGAAGAAGCAACAGCAGGAGAAAUAGAAACAGCCGAAGUAGCAGAGGCAAGAGCAGCAGCAGAAGCCGAAGCAGAAUCAGCAGCAGCAGCAGCAGCAGCAGCAGCAGCAGAACUAGCAGCAGCAAGAGUAGUAAUACUGGAGUCUGGUCCUUCUGCUGCAGCAACAAAUGAAUUUAUAUUAAGAGGUAUGGCUUUGAGUGCUGCUGCUGCUGAUGAAGCUAGGAGUGAUGUACAGGAUGCAGCAGCAGCAGCAGCAGCAGCAGCAGCAGCAGCAGCAGCAGAUAGAGCUGGGUUUCUACCAAUACCUUUUAGUCAGCAGCAGCAGCAGCAGCGCUGCAAUCAAAUCAAGAGGAACCAACGGCAGCAGAAGCAGCAGAAGCAGCAGCAGCAGCAGCAGCAGCUGCAGCAGCAGCAGCAGCAACUGCAGCAGCUAACAAAGAAUAUAACCACUUUCUUAUACCCCAUAUAA